GACUCGCUGCUGUCACAGAAAAAGCAAAACACAAUCAGCGAUCAGUGAAGAUCAACAAGGAAAAAAAUUUCAAGGAUUUAAAACAUUUGUUUCAUAACAGACAGAUCUUUGUGAUUCUUGUGGUCAAUAAUUUUUUAAACCUUGAUUCAGAAAGUGAAAGUAAAGUUCAGAUUUCUGAAGGACAAACAGUGAAAAUGGCUUCACCAGCUGAAUAUGAUUAUAUUUGUCCCGUGUGUCAUGAAAUCUUCAAGGAUCCUGUCGUUUUAUCUUGUAGUCACAGUUUCUGUAAAGAGUGUCUUCAACAGUUCUGGAGAACCAAGAAAACUCAGGAGUGUCCUGUUUGCAGGAGAUUGUCAAGACACGAGCCUCCAGUUAGUCUUGCACUGAAAAACUUGUGUGAGUCGUUCCUGAAGGAGAGAAAUGAGAGUCGUUCAUCAGGAUCUGAGGAGCUCUGCAGUUUACACAGUGAGAAACUCAAACUCUUCUGUCUGGAGAACAAACAGUCUGUGUGUUUAGUGUGCAGAGAUUCACAACAACAUGAAAAUCACACAUUCAGACCCAUCAGUGAAGUUGUUCCAUCAUACAAGGAGGAGUUCAAUACAGCACUGAAGUCCUUACAAGAGAAACUGAAAAACAAGAAAAGCAUUAAAGGAGUGUUUGAGAAAACAGUUCAACACAUAAAGUCUCAAGCUGAGCACACAGAGCGUCAGAUUAAACAGCAGUUUGAGAAGCUUCAUCAGUUUCUCAGAGAUGAAGAAGAAGCUACAAUCACUGCACUGAGGGAGGAAGAGGAGCAGAAGAAGCAGAUGAUGAAGGAGAAGCUGGAAGAGAUAAACAGACAUAUCUCAGCUCUUUCACACACAAUCAAAGACAUGGAGGAGAUGAUGAAAGACAAUGACGUCUGCUUUCUGAAGAAGUUUCCAGUCUCAAUGGAAAGAGUCCAGAUCUCACAGCCGGAUCCACAGAUGCCUUCUGGAGCUUUGAUUCAUGUGUCACGUUACUUGGGCAACCUGCAGUUCAGAGUCUGGAAGAAGAUGCAGGACAUCAUCCAAAACAGUGACUCCUGUGAUCUGGAUCCAAACACUGCAAAUUCACAUCUAGUGCUGUCUCAUGAUCUGACCAGUGUAAGAUGGAGAGAGAACAAACAACCUCUUCCUGAUAAUCCAGAGAGAUUUGACUGUUAUCUCUGUGUUCUGGGUUCAGAGGGUUUUAACUCAGGAACACACUGCUGGGAUGUGGAGGUUAAAGAGAGUCGAUUCUGGAGACUUGGAGUAACUACAGCAUCAAACCAGAGGAAGGGAUGUGAUUUCUGUAACACUGAUGUCUGGAGUGUGUGGUAUAAGUCAUCUAUCCUUAUCCCAGUAUUCCAGCCCCACACUUGUUUUUGUGUUAAACAGGAUCUUGAUCGUGUGAGAGUGUAUCUGGACUAUGACAGAGGAACAGUGUCAUUCUCUGAUCCUGUAACUAACAAACAUCUAAACACAUUCACAACCACCUUCACUGACACACUCUUUCCAUUAUUCAGUUGUGGUUUUUCUUCCUCUUUGAGGGUCUUACCGGUCAAUAGUCAAUAAUUGUUACUCCUGUAGGUCUGGAUCAACCUGUUUUCAUCUUUUACACUCAUCAUGUUUCCAAUAUUUGUAUUUAUGUGUAAAACUUCUCAGAAAUGCUCUAAAGGAAUAGUUUACCCAAAAAGGAAACCAAUAAAAAAUAUCACUUAGCUCCUAUGAUCAUAUGAGGAAGAACACAUGGGAAGCAACAUAUUGUAAUGCAUAAUUGAAUGCACAUAUUUUAAAAACUUCCACAUCUGAAUUCUCAGUUGCAUAUAGAUAUCUUGAUUUGAGGUUAAACAAAGAAAUACAAGUUUUCCAUUCGCCCUUUGGCUUUUCCAUAUGAAGCCCCAUCAGUCUGAGACAGAAACAGAAUAAACAAACAAACAAGCAAACAAACAAACAAAGGCAUUUAGAAACUAACAGAUUAGUUAUUCUCAACAGGUGGAUCACAAGUCUGUCCUGAUGGGUCACAGACAGCAAUGUAAUGACUGAGACAAAUCAGACACAAUUAUUUGUUAGUUAACCAAUAGUUUUAAGCUCACUCUGGGGUCUGUCCCCAUCCCCGAGAAGUUCUCAGUUACAAGUUUUAUGGAGAGCAGAGAAGAGACACAAAAAUGCAUUAUAACCAUGAUAACCUGCAUUAUCCACACAUAACACAGACUCUCUUGCAUUAAUGUAUAGACAGACUGUUCUAUAAAUGAACAUGCACAAUCCCAGGAAAUGAAAUAUUAUCCAUUAUUACCAUUGCUGUAUUACAAUCAAUGUAUUCACGUAUGUAUGUGUAUGUUUUAUGAUACAUUUAAGGUAACUUCAAUCAUGCCAUGUUUAGUGUCUAUGGGUUCGUAUCGAAAAGAUUUAAAUGCUUGUGUAUGCGGUAUGUCCAUACCUGUGUAACACAUCAGUAUUACAAGAAUCUUUAAUAGUUCUUAUUCAAAAACUCAGCUUGUUAAUCUUUCUUGGUCAUUUAAAUACCCCAAAGUGAUCAGAAACUACACCCUCUUACAACACUCACCAGGAAGAGACUGACUUAUUUUUCUUUUCUGUCACAUUGACUCACUUCUCUCAUGGAAAAACAGAAUCAGCGAUCAAUGAAGAUUUAAAGGAUUUUUGUUUCAUAACAGACAGGAGAUCUUUGUGAUUCUCCUGGUUACUAAUUUUUGAAACCUUUAUUUUUAUACCUUGAUUCAGAAAGUGAAAGUAAAAUUGUGAUUGCUGGAGCUUAAACAGUGAAAAUGGCUUCACUAUCCGAAGAAGAUUUUUCUUGUCCCGUGUGUCAUAAAAUCUUCAAGAAUCCUGUUCUUCUGUCAUGUAGUCACAGUUUCUGUAAAGAGUGUCUUCAAAAGUUCUGGAGAACCAAGAAAACUCAGGAGUGUCCUGUCUGCAGGAGAAGAUCCUCAAAACCUGAUCCUCCACUUAAUCUUGCAUUGAAAAACUUGUGUGAAUCUUUCCUGAAGGAGAGAAAUGAGAGUCAUUCAUCAGGAUCUGAGGAGAUCUGCAGUUUACACAGUGAGAAACUCAAACUCUUCUGUCUGGAGGACAAACAGCCUGCGUGUGUCAUGUGCUUUACUU
This is a messenger RNA of Megalobrama amblycephala (Wuchang bream), 3122 nucleotides long. Its product is annotated as nuclear factor 7, ovary-like. The coding region runs from base 195 to 1574 and encodes 459 amino acids. Lineage: Eukaryota; Metazoa; Chordata; Actinopteri; Cypriniformes; Xenocyprididae. The record is from RefSeq and is a predicted model, not a curated record. Gene Ontology annotation, molecular function: protein binding; zinc ion binding. The transcript is spliced from 6 exons.